AUGACCCAGUUCGGCGACUUUGCGCCUCUCUGCCACACCGUGCCCUCCUACCCCUGGUGCAAUCUCUUCUAUCGCCAGAUCGUACACGCCAAUGCGUCUUUCCUCGCCAAUGCAUCCGCGAACGCGACAGAGGCCCCCGUGGGUGUCAACCCCCAGUGCGGCAUCCUCCGCGUCGGCGCCGACGGUUCCAUCGGCAACGUCGCCAACAUCGUCGUCUGCGGCGUCAGCAUCCUCUUCACCGCCCUCUUGAUCGUAUGGACGAGCAGGAGACGGGCCGCUGUCGGCCGCGUCGAGCUCCGCCAGUUCCUCGUGCUUUACCUACUCACCCUCCCCUUCCAGCUCGUCACUACCGGCGCGUUCCUUGAGCAGGGCUCCACCGCGCUGACGGCCGUGACGGCGGUGCAUGCGGGCCUGGUCGCGGCGACGUUCUGGGCGCUGCUUGGGAAUGCGAUCGUCAGCACGCAGGUGGUGGAGGAUGGGACGCUCAGUUCGUUGAUCCCCUUCAACUUCUUCCUCCUCGCGUUCUUUGCGGUGACGACGUACAUCGCACUCGACGUCGGGUUCUCACUCACACACGUCUUUGGUCCGAGCAACCCGUUGAGCAGCGAGAGUAGUGUUCCGCUUUUUGUUCUGACUAGCAUCUGGCCUGGCGCCGCCACGAUCAUUUACUUCUUGACCAUGAUCUAUGUCGUGCUGGCCAUGCUGAACGAGGUCCGCCCGGUGUGGUACUUCGUGCUCGCCAUGGUCAUCUUUGUCCUCAGUCAACUAGACUAUUUCUUGUUGAGCAAGGUUAUUUGUAAGGGAACGUCGGCGAAAGUCGACGGCUCAUUCGUGGCGACGAUCCUUGAGACGGCCGCGGUCGGCGUUCUAUAUCUUGCAUGGAGAAGCAUCACAGAAGAAACAUGGGACGAUGAUGUGUACUACCCGCGGUAA
Messenger RNA from Rhodofomes roseus, 933 nucleotides. RefSeq names its product chitin synthase III catalytic subunit. Gene Ontology annotation, cellular component: endoplasmic reticulum membrane. NCBI's taxonomy places the organism in Eukaryota, Fungi, Basidiomycota, Agaricomycetes, Polyporales, Fomitopsidaceae. The record is from RefSeq and is a predicted model, not a curated record. Gene Ontology annotation, biological process: protein folding. The transcript is spliced from 8 exons. The coding region runs from base 1 to 933 and encodes 310 amino acids.